This is a messenger RNA of Brachypodium distachyon (stiff brome), 986 nucleotides long. RefSeq names its product nascent polypeptide-associated complex subunit alpha-like protein 1. Gene Ontology annotation, biological process: protein targeting to membrane. The record is from RefSeq and is a predicted model, not a curated record. The coding region runs from base 105 to 719 and encodes 204 amino acids. NCBI's taxonomy places the organism in Eukaryota, Viridiplantae, Streptophyta, Magnoliopsida, Poales, Poaceae. Gene Ontology annotation, cellular component: cytoplasm; nascent polypeptide-associated complex. The transcript has 4 exons.
GCGCGUCUCCGCUCCCAGUGACUCGCUUGCGCCUCCACACCUCCUUGCUCCCCAGCUUUAGGGUUCUAGGGUUUCUGCUAUCCGCGCCGGCGCCUACUCCCACCAUGACGGCCGUGACCCCGACGCAGGAGGAGCUUCUCCGCGCCCAUCUGGAAGAGCAGAAGAUCGAGGAGGGAGAUGAGCCCGUAGUUGAGGAUGAUGAUGAUGAGGAAGAUGACGACGAUGACGAGGAUGACAAAGAUGAUGAUGAUGUUGAGGGAGGUGAUGCAAGUGGAAGAUCUAAGCAGAGUCGGAGCGAGAAAAAGAGCAGGAAAGCCAUGCUGAAGCUUGGCAUGAAGUCUAUCACUGGUGUGAGCCGUGUGACUGUUAAGAAGAGCAAGAAUAUCCUGUUUGUCAUUUCCAAACCAGAUGUCUUCAAGAGCCCUGCAUCUGACACCUAUGUCAUUUUCGGGGAGGCUAAGAUUGAGGACCUGAGCUCACAGCUGCAGUCACAGGCCGCUGAGCAGUUCAAGGCGCCUGAUCUUAGCAGCGUCAUCUCAAACCCUGAGGCGUCUACGGCAGCUCAGGAUGAUGACGAGGAAGUUGAUGAUACUGAUGUUGAGCCGAAGGACAUUGAGCUGGUGAUGACGCAGGCUGGUGUGCCAAGGGCCAGGGCUGUGAAGGCGCUCAAGAGCGCCGAUGGUGACAUAGUCAGUGCUAUCAUGGAACUGACGAACUAGCCGUCUCCGACCUGUGAUAUUAUGCCAGCUUUACCUUGUUUACAUGGGAAUACUCGAGUUGUAAUGUUUGGUGGUCAUCUGUGCGUACUAUGCUGCUCUGUGUUUAUGAGACUUGGAAGGGAUGUCAGAAUAGGCUUCUUUUUCAUGCAUUGGAACAAAUUCUGGGUUGGUUUCUAUCAGUCUUCUAUUUGUUUGAAUUCUGGUUGCUUGAAACAACAUCAUGUGAGUCCCUAUGACGGAAAUGGACAUAUCACAUCUUGGUACCAA